Funneliformis caledonium is the source of this 1224-nucleotide messenger RNA. Lineage: Eukaryota; Fungi; Glomeromycota; Glomeromycetes; Glomerales; Glomeraceae. The record is from the annotation of a GenBank genome assembly.
AUGACUGAAGCGGAUCUAACAUCGUUCUUAUUACAAGAUAUUGAAUCACUUUAUGAGAACAAUGAAGAUUCUAAUGUAACGAUUAAAGUUAAUCAAGAAAGUUUUAAAGCGCAUUCGUUAAUUUUAAAAUCUAGGUCGCAAUAUUUUCGAAAAUCUAUAAACGAAUAUCUACAAAGAAGAAAUAGCUUAUUUAACAGAGGAGGUGAUUGUAUUAACUUGGAAGUCACCGAUAUCUCUCCAAGAGCUUUCAGAGUAUGCCUAAAGUACAUUUAUACGGGGAAGUUUUCCUUGGAUGAUUAUAAUAAUGAAUUCAUUUUUAGUUUGACCAUCGCAGCUGAUGAGUUGGGCCUACUUUGCAUGGUUGAUGAGUUAGAAAAGUUUUAUUUAAUGAGAAAUCUUGCCCCACCCUCUAACGAAAAUCCCCGUAAGUUGAGAAGGGAUCCUACGACUUUGAAAAGAAAUUCUUCAAUUUUUAAACCAAAGUAUCGGAGGGGGGAACCGGCUUCUGAAGUUAAACCCGAAGCUUUAGACGAAGUUUCUGUAAGACCGUUAACUCAAGAUAGAUCUCCUUCACCAUUCCCAAGAUUUCGACUUCCCGAUAUUAAAUUUAAUUCCAAAUUAAUCGAUAAUACGCAACUUAAACGUAUAUCACGUUGGAUUGAUGGAGAUGACCAAGGAGGUGUUGAAAAUUCAAAUCUAAAUAAUAAUUUCACCUUAUUGGCAAGAGGAAGUAGAGAUGGCAUGGAUCUAAAAACCUUUGCCUCAUUAUGUAAUGAUAAAGGACCAACGUUAGUCUUGGCAAAGGUUGAUAAAACAAAUAUUAUUAUUGGAGGGUAUAAUCCUGAACCGUGGAAAAGUACAAAUAAAUGGAUUGUAACAGAUGAAAGUUUUAUAUUUUCAUUUAAAUCUUAUCAAAGUAGGGAAGGGAUCGAUGAUAUCAUUCUUAGCAGGGUUAAAGAUACGUACGCUGCUAUUUUUGACGGGGAUAGUCAUUAUGGUAUUGGAUUUGGUACGGAUCUACGUAUAUUUAGCGGAGAAUAUGUACAUGAACAUUAUAUAAAAAGAAUUUUGGAUCAGAGUGUUUUCGAAAUAGAAAAUUAUGAAGUGUUCAAAUCAGCCUAUAGACAUCGUCUCCUUCACAAGAGGGAGCGUAUAAACCUUAUGAAAAAGACUAGACUACUUGGAGAUCAAAAGUCGCCCUAUCCGAAGACAUGGGGAGCACAA